Maniola jurtina (meadow brown) is the source of this 3648-nucleotide messenger RNA. It is a transcript of the gene bru3, whose product is annotated as CUGBP Elav-like family member 4. The coding region runs from base 400 to 1797 and encodes 465 amino acids. The record is from RefSeq and is a predicted model, not a curated record. Gene Ontology annotation, molecular function: mRNA binding. Gene Ontology annotation, cellular component: nucleus; cytoplasm; ribonucleoprotein complex. Gene Ontology annotation, biological process: mRNA splice site recognition; regulation of alternative mRNA splicing, via spliceosome. The transcript is spliced from 14 exons. NCBI's taxonomy places the organism in Eukaryota, Metazoa, Arthropoda, Insecta, Lepidoptera, Nymphalidae.
AGCCCGCACACACGCGUCGCCGAGCGCCGAGCCGCGUAAACAAUAAUAAAAACACGCCACAAUGUACCCUCGCCACUUAUGAUAAACCGGCCGCGUGGUUACGACAUUUUGGUGUAUUUAGUUCGCAUUUUGAUGUAUUCAUUUUAAUCGUGGAUAGUGUUUGUGUCACACCGGUUGAUAAAUAAAAAAAACGUGUCUUUUUAGUGCCAUUUUUUCUAUAACAUAACUAGUUUUAGAUACGAUAUCUUGCCAGUACAAAGUUUAAUAUUCCAUUGCCUUCUCGCCUCUAAAUAGUUGAUAGGGAAGCUUCGUGUACAGUGUUAGGUGCGCUAGUUAGAUUUCUUAGGACAUAAGUUGAUAUAAAAAUUUGAAACGGUUUUAUAUAAAAAAAUAUCACCGAUGUCUCUGAUUUGCGGAGAGCCGGGCGGCCCCCUAAUGUCUGAGCCGCUCUUGAGUUUAUAUAAGUCACCUCUAUCAGGGUGCGCGUUCCUGACCUAUUUUAAUCCAGAAAGUGCAUCAAGCGCACAAUCCGCCCUCCAUGAAAAACGGACGCUGCCAGGGAUGAACCGAGCAAUACAGGUGAAACCAGCGGACAGCGAAAAUAGAGGAGAUCGGAAGCUGUUCGUUGGCAUGCUCAGCAAACAACAGACUGAGGAGGAUGUGCGCCAGUUGUUCACACCGUUCGGUACAAUAGAAGAGUGCUCGAUACUCCGUGGCCCGGACGGCGCGAGUAAAGGUUGUGCGUUCGUCAAGUUUAGUUCACACCAGGAAGCGCAAGCAGCCAUCACAAGCCUGCACGGGAGUCAAACUAUGCCGGGUGCGUCUUCAAGUCUGGUAGUAAAGUUCGCCGACACGGAGAAGGAACGUCAGCUGAGACGCAUGCAGCAGAUGGCCGGCAACAUGAGCCUGCUCAACCCGUUCGUGUUCAACCAGUUCGGCGCGUACGGCACUUACGCGCAGGUCAUCACUGAACAAGUUGACUUACAGCAACAAGCAGCGCUGAUGGUGGCGGCCACGGCGCAGGGCUACAUUAGCCCGAUGACGGCACUCGCUUCCCACGCACUCAACGGAAUGGCCAACUCGGUUGUGCCUCCCACUUCUGAUUCCGAUCACCCGAUUGAUUAUUUAAAAUAUACUUUUGGGGAUAUAGACAACUUUACCGGGCUGGCGAUAGGCACAGGCGCCCAGCCGCUGAACGGUGCUCUGCCGUCGCUGCCUUCGCCCACCAUGCCGGGGUUCAACAUGGCGGCGCAGACCGCCAACGGACAGCCGCCGCCGCAGGAGGCCGUCUACACCAACGGCAUCCACCAGACAUUCACUGGACCGGUCCCGGUGACGGCGCAGGGCAUCCCCAACGGCGAAGCGGCGCUGCAGCACGCCGCCUACCCCGGCAUGCAGCCGUUCCCCGGCGUCGCUUACCCAGCGGUAUAUGGGCAGUUUCCGCAGCCGAUCCCUCCGCCGAUGUCCACCAUUGCGCCGGCGCAGAGAGAAGAUUUUCUCGUGUUUCCAGGCUGCUCCAUCUCGGGCCCCGAGGGCUGCAACCUCUUCAUUUACCACUUACCGCAGGAGUUCGGCGAUGCAGAGCUGAUGCAGAUGUUCCUGCCGUUCGGAAAUGUGAUCAGUAGCAAGGUCUUCAUUGAUCGGGCCACUAACCAGAGCAAAUGUUUUGGCUUUGUGUCAUUCGACAACCCGACGUCGGCCCAGGCGGCCAUCCAGGCGAUGAACGGGUUUCAAAUCGGCAUGAAGCGGCUAAAGGUGCAGCUGAAGCGGCCCAAGGAUGCCAACCGGCCUUACUAACCCAUGACGCCGUCCCCGCGCGCGCACCACAUGCCCAAGAAUGCUGCCGGCAAGUCCCGUUUACCCGCGGUGGGCUUGUUUGCGUAUUAUCAAAAAUUCUAAGGAAUUUAAUAAACAUUUAUUGUAUAGUAAAUAUCAUUAACUACAUUACUUACCUAAAGAUAUAUGCAAGCCCACGCGGCGCGUAUACUAUAUUAGUUAAAGUAAUUAAUUGAUCGGCGCGUAGGAAAGCUUCAUUCUUAUCAUUAUCGAUUAAUCAUUAAAUUACUCUAUUAUAUUAUUAUAUAUACAAUUUAUUAACUUUGAUUAAAUUAUUAUUAUUAUUAUUAAAUGACACGUUAUAAAAAUUUUGUCAUUCGUAAUCAUACUUCUACUUCUAAGUACUUAAUGUUUAACUGAAAACUUUUAACAUAAAUUUAUUAUACUAGUUAUUUGCUUGAACUAAGCCAAACUGAAUUUAUUAAGUAAGUUGAGAAUAAGAAAAAUGUAUUUUAAUUAUUGUAUAUUGCAUAAAUUGUAACGCCGUGAUGGGGCACGCGUCUUCGCACGUUUUGUUGUUUUGUUUGUAGUAUAGAUGGCGCUCUCGGCGCGUUCCGUUCUACGUUGAGUUGUUAGCCGUAGACUUAUAGGCCAAGACGCGUCCCCGCGCGGCUCGCGACACUGUUGCCUCCCUUCACCGUGCAUCACACAUAAUAUAAGUACUGCGGUAUAUAUCACUAUCGGAGUAGCCUAUAUUUUGUUAAAUUUUAUUGGUGUGUGUGUCUGUAAGCUAUUAUGCUGAGCUGUGCCAAGUUAAACGGGAUACAAUUUGAAAUGGACACGACUCUAAAUUAAACUGACAACGUUUGAAACACUAGUAGUUCUUUCUUAAUGACUGUCGAUCGAACUUUACAUAGUGAAUAAAUUGGACAUAAAAUUAACUUAACUUUUGACAGAUUAAAACGAAACAGUUCUUAUUUGCAAAAUACACGCUAAAGAAUAAAAAGAUAAACGGAAUCCACGUCAAUAAACAUGUUUUCUUGACCACUGAGUGUAUGUCACAUAGCAUUUAAAUGGAACUGUCAUGGAAUUGGUCUAUCCAGUUAAAAUUUUGGCACCUCGUAAUCCGUCUAUCUUUUUUCUCUAGUCUGGGAUAAUAACCAUACUAACUGUCAAAAUUUUUCGUCACGCUCCCGAAGGCCAGCUCGGCGCCCCACAACCUACAUGUUAGUAAAAUUAAAUAAACACGAUGUUAUUAAAUUAAAUGUUCAUAAAACGCUGUGUACAAAUCGAAGUGCACUUCAAAUAUUACCGAGAUACUUAAGGCCUUCAUUUUGAGAUAAUUAUUAUGUUUUGAUUCGUUGUAAAUUCCAAAAUGGGCUGUGAUAUAAAAAAUAUAAACCUUAAUAAUGGAUUGUACAGACCGUUUAUGCAUAUUAGUUGUUGCGCUCUCUAAAGCCGCCCGCACACUGCCGAGGUUGAACCAAAAUCUUAAUAAUCCUUGAUUACCUAAACGCUUUGGUUCUUAAAAAUAGUAUCUACGGUAUGGCUACUAUGAAUUUUACAAACAUUUGCUCGCUUCAAGUAUACAAAGUUUACCGGUUUAACGAUUUAGUUUAAGUGAAUGUAGGCCUAAAGUUUCAAAAUCUGCCACUUUACGUGAAAUUCCGCACUUAAACUUAAAAUUACCGGUAAUUUGAAAAUUAUCUAGUUACCAAUGUUAGUGCUAUAGCGGUAAUAUGGCACUACAUGACUACAAGAUGCAAAACUGACCUGCAGGUUCGUAAACAUAGUGAUACGACUUCAUAUUCUGAUACCCACCUUGUUUGAGAGAUCGUCUCGGCGACUUUUUGCAGCGAUACAUUAGUGCAA